This is a messenger RNA of Mauremys reevesii (Reeves's turtle), 2866 nucleotides long. RefSeq lists its product as uncharacterized. Lineage: Eukaryota; Metazoa; Chordata; Testudines; Geoemydidae. Bases 191 to 1693 code for a protein of 500 amino acids. The record is from RefSeq and is a predicted model, not a curated record. The transcript has 12 exons.
CUGACAAGGAGCCUAGAGAGAAACUCAGCAAGGUGGAGUCUUUCUGCACUUGUGAAAAUCAGCCAUCACCUACAGCAAUACUCAGACCUGGCAUUUAUAAGGCAGUUUUCAUCUAUAGAUCUCAACACAGUUUACAAAGGACGGGUAAGCAAGCUAAGGACAAGACAACAAAAAUUUCCCAAAAAAAAUCAUGCAAGGAAAGAAGAAAGAGAAAAUUAAAACAAAAGCCAGUUCACUUCCUGACAUUUCCAUUCUUGAAAAGUUUAUGAAAACCUAUGAAAGGCAUUGUGCCUUUUCCCAAAGCUCUGUCAGUGGCACGAUCAGACGGAGCUUGAGAAAAUGCAUAGAAAAUGAAACUAUUGUUACAAAGUUUGUGCUCACAAACUCUCAGAAUUCCCAGCCAGUCUUCCUCACACCUCUAUUAAGGACAAUUAGAGAUGAACGGUAUAUGUUAGGAAAGGAACUCUGUAUCUGGGGAAUUCAGCUAAACAACCAAGACAUUGCAAACCUUGCAAUGCUUUUAGAGCGGAAUGGACGUACCAACUAUCCCUUCUGUACUCUAGAAAUAACUCAUGUUCCGAUAGAUGCAUGGUCCCUGGAGCGACUUGGAGCAGCUUUCCCUUUCAGCAACUUGAACUCCAUUGUUCUAGAUUAUACCAAGUUUGGAGAUAAAGGAAUCAAUGGACUUGUUUCUGGGUUAGAGGGAAACAGAAAACUUCUAACCCUCAGCUUAUGCUACUGCAGUUUGGAACCUGAAAGUGGGUCCAAGUUAGGCCCCAUUGUAGCCCAAACUGCCAUUUGCAAUCUUUAUCUAAAUGGUAACAACUUGCAAUGUUUGGGUGCCCUUGAGCUCAUCACACCAAUAGCUAUGUAUGCAGACAAUCUUGGAAGAGAUAAGGAAACAAAUGCCUUCCUAUUCAACAAUUAUUCUGAUCAUCAAAUACCAGAAGCAGACAAAGGUUUGGGUAUCCACUCAACAGCUUCUGGCUUGAACAUUGCUUCCAAAACAGGAAACUCUAAAACAGUGGAAAGUAGUAUGAGGAAGGAAAAGAAAAGAAAAGGAACUAAAAAUAAAGAAAAGAAAACUGAAGUUGGCCCAUGGUUAGUUAAAUUGCAUUUGGCUGAUAAUGGCAUAGAUGGAAGAGGAAAGGGAGGAGAAAAGAUGGUCUUGGAGUUCACUCAGUUUUUAACUUACCUAAUCAAACACUCUGAACACUUGAUAGAACUUGAUCUACAUGGCAACGCUAUAGGAGAACUUUGUUCAACAGACAUCCUGGAAGCUCUUAAGGAGAGAAAAAAAGACAAGAUGCCAGGCUUAAAUAUUAAGGUUACACCACAGAUUUCCUCAAAUACUUUCAAGUCAAUUUUCAAGAACAGCAAGAAGCUCAAAUCAACUAAAAAGAGAAUGAAAAAGGAUUCAGGAAGUCAGUCUGCUUUCCUACAAUUACCACUACGUUCGCAUUUAUUCCUGUCUUUUGUGAAACAUCAUCUGCAUAUGUCUACAUUCAUUAUUGCUAUUAGGGUCAAAUGGAGCCUCUUCCAGACAGAUUUGAGAAAAAUCAAACUUGCUUUUGGCAAGAUUCUGAGAAGAAUCCGUAAGUGGCAUCACAUCCCAUUAAGCAUUCUGAAACAUUCUUCCAAACAGUCCUUAUUUCUGAAGAAAAUAUCAAACACCUGUAAUUUCAAGGUUUAAACCUGUUUUUAACAAUAUGAGUAAAAACAAGAUUUUCAGGUGAAAGCUUCUUUUGGCUUAGGAGGAUGUUUGAACUCUUCCUGGACUAUUUUUCAUUAUUCAACUACUUUAUAAAUUACAUUGGUAACAAAUGAGAAUGAACUUUAUCUAUACAGUUGAUUUAUAAAUAGCAAGUGAACAUUUAAGCAGUUUCGUUUAAGAGAUGUAAGAUACAGGAAGCAAUUUGCUCUGUAUUGGCUUUCAGCAAAGUGCUGGUAAGAUUAAUGUGCGGUUACUGUUCUUAAAAUCAUGUUGUACCAUUAAAGAACAUAAUAUAUAAUACAUCUGAGAAUGGCAAACCAAUUCACAAUAAGAAAAUACACUGCCUUUAGAGAUUAUAGUUACAAAAAUUACUUCUAUUGUCAAUUUCUGUCCAUUUUCAUUAAAAUUGCUGUUUUCAGAUAAGUAGUAUGUAUAGAACAAUGAAGGCAACAAGGGCUACCGACAUCUCUCUUUUGUUGAAGAGGAAUCGUUUAGCUGUUGCUAGAAACUUAGUUUUUAAUACUUUAAUCUUUACCUUAAAUAACAAUGCAUAAUAGCUAAUAGAAUAGUGAUCAAAAUGAUCAAAGAAUGUACAGGCAAUAACAUUUUUUAUAUUCCAUUGUUUUUAAAUAGUCAACGGGCAACAGAAUAUUUUUCCACAAGUGAUAUUCCCGAUCAGCUAAAUUCAUAGUAUAUUUCCAGUCCCUUGAAUUACCAAGAGCUGAAGUAAGUAGAUGCUCUCUUGUCCUAAGUGACAUUUUCAGGAUUCAAAAAGCUUGGACAGUAGUUUGCAGUGUAGGAUAGAGGUUUGUUUGUUUGUUUUGGGGGCUGGGGCAAGGAGGAUAUUUUUAGGAAUGUAAUGGAGAAUCACUUGUCUCUUAAACAAGUUCAGAUUGUUUCCACUUCGCUAUGUGUGAGGGAGACCAGGAUUCUGUGGUGUUCUGGUUGUACACACAGAUCAUUAUUUUUAGAACAGCAGCAUUUCUUAGCCUGUUCUUCAUCUAAUCCAAUUUCUGUUCUUUUAGAGGGAGCAGCAUAUGACAGCAGUGAACUUUGUGCACUGUAUAUGUGCAGCUUACAAGCAUUUUGUUGUGUGUGUCGAAGGAUGUGAUGGUGCUCAACGAUCAGAACUGAGUGAUUAUUAAACAACUC